UGAUAAUUUAUAUAUAUUUGGUUAUAUAUCUUUCUAUAUAAAAAUUAUUAAUAAACAUAGGAAAGAUGGAUAUAUUUCUCUUGUGGAAUAUUUUCUUCAAUAAUGACAAUGAAGACGAUGAAGAUGAUUGGCAAAUACACCAUGUCAGAGAACCACAUUUAAAAAUAAAUAAUUAUUAUGAGAACAAUGUUCUUUUGUACUCUGUCACAGAUUUUAAAUCACACUUUCGUAUUACCAGAAAUACGUUUCAACAAUUAAUACAAGAUCUUGGACCAGCUAUAAUUGAAAGAGAUAAUUCGCCUAAAUUACCAGUAGCUAAACAAAUUGCAAUAACUCUUUGGAUUCUUGGUAAUCAAGAAGUUUACAGAUCUGUUGCAAAUCGAUUUGGUACAACAAAAGAUACUGUAUGGCGAUGUGUCUUUAAUGUGGCAUACGUAUUACAAGAACACGUGCAAAUUUAUAUUAAAUGGCCAGAGGUUCAUGAAUUGCUAAAUAUCCAACAAGAAUUUACUGCUAUGAACGGUUUUCCUGGUGUAGUGGGUGUCAUUGAUGGAUGCCACAUUCCUAUUAGUGCUCCUAUUGAACACUCCAAUAGUUAUAUUAAUCGAAAAGGUUUUCAUUCUAUAUUAUUGCAAGGAAUUUGUGAUCACAGAAUGAAAUUUAUUGAUAUAUAUACAGGAAUUUGUGGUAGUGUUCACGAUGCAAGAGUUUGGCGGUUAAGUGAUAUUAAAUAUUUAAUGGAUCAAAAUGUACACAGAUAUUUUCCACAGCAGGGUCAUUUGUUAGCGGAUUCUGCAUAUCCGCUCUCUUAUCAUAUGCUCAUCCCAUAUCGUGAUAAUGGCCAUUUGAAUCGUAUACAACACAAUUAUAAUACUAAAUUGUCAAAAACUCGUGUUAUAAUCGAAAGAGCGUUUGGAAUGUUAAAAGGGAGAUUCCGGAAACUUAAAUAUGUAUAUAUGUAUAAUACUGAAAUGGUACCUUUAAUUAUACUUGCGUGUUGUGUUUUGCAUAACAUAUGUAUCGACAAUGACGAUGAACCUUUUUAUAAUAUUUUGGAGCCACUGAACGAAAAUGAAAAUGAUUAUCAAAAUGCAAUUAUAGAAGCCGAAGAAAAACAAGAUAUUAUUGCGCAAUUAUUGGUUUAAUAUGCAAGUAUUUUUUAAUUAUUACA
This is a messenger RNA of Monomorium pharaonis (pharaoh ant), 1171 nucleotides long. RefSeq names its product putative nuclease HARBI1. The record is from RefSeq and is a predicted model, not a curated record. The transcript is spliced from 3 exons. Bases 66 to 1145 code for a protein of 359 amino acids. NCBI's taxonomy places the organism in Eukaryota, Metazoa, Arthropoda, Insecta, Hymenoptera, Formicidae.